AUGCUCAGGUCCGGCGUCCGCCCCAACAGGGCGGCGGUGGUCGGGGUGCUGGCUGCCUGCGGGGCGCUCGGGGCGCUGGACCAGGGCAGGUGGGUGCACGCCUUGCUGGUUGGCGCCCACGGUGAUGGUCCAGCAGCGAUGGACGGCGUGGUGGCGACGGCGCUGGUGGACAUGUAUGCCAAGUGCGGGAGCCUGGACACGGCGAAACAGGUGUUUGCAGCGGCCCCACGGGGGCAGCGGGACGUGUUCACCUACACGGCCAUGAUCUCGGGGCUCUCGGACCACGGCCGCUGCGGGGAGGCGAUCAGGCUGUUCGGGCAGAUGCAGGCUGAAGGGUGCGCCCCAACGAGGUGA
Messenger RNA from Miscanthus lutarioriparius, 354 nucleotides. The record is from the annotation of a GenBank genome assembly. NCBI's taxonomy places the organism in Eukaryota, Viridiplantae, Streptophyta, Magnoliopsida, Poales, Poaceae.